AUGGGAGACCCCAGCUCGCGCUUAAGGCGAUCGGCCCUCAUUCUGUAUGGGUCUGAGACGGGCAAUGCGCAGGAAGUAGCCGAGGAAUUGGGCGCCUUGGCCGAGCGGCUUCGUUUUACCACACAUGUAUCUGAGUUGAGUCAAUGCAAGCCGGAGAUACUAUCAUCCUACACGCUUACCUUGUUUGUGUCAUCCACUACGGGCCAGGGCGAUCUGCCUGCAAACGCACGCUCGUUCUGGAAAUCGUUGCUGCUGAAGAAGCUGCCUCCAACCUUUUUGGAGGGAGUCAACUUCGCCUGUUUUGGACUCGGAGAUAGUUCAUACCCGAAGUUCAAUUGGGCAAUCCGCAAACUCUAUAAGCGCCUGCUACAGCUGGGUGCGAACGAAAUUUACCCCACGGGUGAAGCUGAUCAACAACAUCCGGAAGGACUGGAAGGCUCGUUCCUCCCAUGGAUGACGGAUUUUCGAAAGCAUUUGCUCGAUAGACAUCCUCUCCCGGACGGACAACAUCCAAUUCCAGAUGAUGAACAGCUUCCUCCAAAGUGGAUGCUGAAGCCACAGGAAGAAAAGCCAGCAACCUCAAGACUUCAGCCUUCCACCAAGGUAGACCCUCAGCCUGCUGCAGAUGAUCACCCUGGGCUGCACCACCUGGAUUAUGACACUCGUCCAAUUCCUCAUACUCUGUCUGCAACACUGACUGGAAAUGAACGGGUGACCCCUCAAAAGCAUUGGCAGGAUGUGCGCCAUGUUACCUUGACGGUGCCAGAGGCGGUCUCCUACGUUCCCGGAGACAUGAUUGCCAUCACACCGAAGAGCUCGCCAAAGGAUGCACAACUUCUUAUCGAUCUAAUGGGCUGGCAUGACCAGGCAGAUCAACCAAUCUCCCUCGUACCAACCGGGGACACAGCCUCUCCUCCCCCCAUCCCGAAUCUCGAGUCAUAUCCCAACCUCACACUGCGUGCGCUCCUCAUAGACUAUCUUGACAUCAGAGGAAUUCCGCGCAGGUCCUUCUUUUCAGCCAUUGCUCACUAUACAUCCGACGAGAUGCACAAAGAACGUUUAUUAGAAUUCACAAACCCCGAAUACAUCGACGAACUAUGGGACUAUACAACUCGCCCCCGUCGCAGUAUACUCGAGAUCCUGCACGAGUUUGACACAGUCAAGAUCCCCUGGCAGCAUGCGAUUUCCGUCCUCCCCGUCAUGCGCGCUCGCCAAUUCAGCAUUGCAAGCGGUGGCCAGCGCAAGCAGACGGCAGACGGUAGAACCCAAUUCGAACUACUGAUUGCCAUCGUGAAAUAUCAGACGGUGAUCAAAAGAAUCCGCGAAGGUGUCUGUACCAAGUACCUCUCCGUGCUCCGACCAGGCAGCACGCUUCAAGUCCAACUCCAGCCCGGCGGUCUCAACUCGUCCGUACAGCAACUCACCGCCGCAACCGUGCUCAUCGGACCAGGAACCGGGAUCGCACCUCUCCGAUCCAUGCUCUGGGAAAAGGCGGCUCUGGUUCAAGCCUACCGCGACCAAAACCCAGGCGUCAAUCCACCCGUCGGCCCAACGGUUCUUCUUUACGGUGGCAGAAAUCGCGAAUCAGACUUCUUCUUCGAGGAAGAGUGGGCGCACCUCAGCAAGCUUAUCCCGCUGCAAGUUCUCACUGCUUUCUCGCGGGAUCAGCAGCGUAAGGUCUACGUGCAGGACACUAUCCGGGAGAACUUUGCACUGUUCUUCCGCCUACUCCAUGAUAUGCAGGGCUCAGUUUACAUCUGCGGCUCGUCUGGUCGUAUGCCCCAAGCUGUCCGCGAAGCUCUCAUUGAGGCGUUCCAGAAUGGAGGGGCACCUGUCGCAGGGCAGCCGUUUACUCGUGCCCAGGCUGAAGAGUACCUUGUUAAAAUGGAGAAGAUAGGUCGGUACAAACAGGAGACUUGGUGA
Molecule: messenger RNA, 1923 nt
Organism: Penicillium olsonii
Lineage: Eukaryota; Fungi; Ascomycota; Eurotiomycetes; Eurotiales; Aspergillaceae
Source: the annotation of a GenBank genome assembly